Molecule: messenger RNA, 1281 nt
Organism: Lolium rigidum
Lineage: Eukaryota; Viridiplantae; Streptophyta; Magnoliopsida; Poales; Poaceae
Product: UPF0496 protein 3-like
Exons: 2
Coding region: 109-1281 (390 amino acids)
Source: RefSeq, a predicted model, not a curated record
UUGUAGCCUAGCUAGCUUUCUCUACGUACAUAGCCUCACCGAUCGAUCGCACGAUCUAGCAGCUGGUACAACGAUUUACCAGAUUCAUCGAUCGACACAUACACAGGCAUGGGCGCCGCCGCGUACUACUUCAGGUGCUUUGGACGAGGCUGCGUGCACCCUGCUGCACUUAACCAGCGCAAAGGAGGCGCUCAUCAUGAUAAUCCCAAGAGGAGGACACAGCUCCAGAGCACGCCGUCGACGUCGUCGGCGUCGUCGUCGAGCCUGGACUUCCGGGAGGAGUACACCAGCGCGUUCCGCACCGAGUCCUACAACGACUUCUGGGCGCGCGUCCUCGACAUCACGCUUGCGCACGGCGACGCCCUCGUCCCCAGACCAGCAACCCGGAGCGGCGGCGGCACCGCCUCCUCCAAGCGCCUUUCCUCCUACCGCCUCUUCGCCGAGCACCUCCUCGAGCCGGACCAGGCCGCGGCCGCGGCGGUGCUCGCGUCCGCGCGCAACCGCCCCGACGUGCACGGCCUCCUCGCCGCCUACUACCACGAGACGGCCGGCGCGUCCUUCCUCUGCAGCCACUUCCUCCGCGACAUCGAGCAGAUCCGCCUCCGCUACCGCCCGCUCAAGAACGCGCUCCGCGGCAGGCUCGGCGCCGGCCUCGCCGACGUCUCCGCCGCGCUCGGCAAGCCCUUCACCGCGCUCGCCGCCACGCAGGGCAGGCUCGGGGACGCGCGGCUCAGCUCCGCUGACCUUCUCAAAGGCCUCGACUCCGGCAGGAAGGCCGCGCGCCGCAGGAUCAGGACCCUCGCGCGGCUCAGACAGGUGCUGUCGGUGUCCUUCGUCGCAGUCGUCGCCGCCGUGGCCGUCGUCGGCGCGUGCGUCGGCGUGCACGUCUUGGCCGCGUUCGCGGCGUUCCCGAUGAUGUCGCCGGCGUGGCUUGGGCUCUUCUCGGGGAGGUCAGCACGACGCGCCCUGGUGCAGCUGGAGGCGGCGGCCAAGGGCACCUAUAUCCUGAACCGGGACAUGGACACCAUCAGCCGGCUGGUGGAGCGGGUGCGGGACGAAGGGGAGUACAUGCUGGCGCUGCUGCAGCUGUGCGUCGCCGAGGAGGACGCCGGCGGGAAGGGGAGGCUGGUGCAGGAGGUGCUCAGGCAGCUGUGCAAGAACGAGGAGAGCUUCAGGCAGCAGCUGGACGAGCUGGAGGAGCACCUCUUCCUCUGCUUCAUGACCAUCAACAAGGCCAGGACCAUGGUCAUCAAGUUCAUGCCUACUGCCGCAGACCGGUGA